Molecule: messenger RNA, 2637 nt
Organism: Sycon ciliatum
Lineage: Eukaryota; Metazoa; Porifera; Calcarea; Leucosolenida; Sycettidae
Product: heat shock factor protein-like
Exons: 12
Coding region: 150-1460 (436 amino acids)
Biological process (GO): regulation of DNA-templated transcription
Molecular function (GO): sequence-specific DNA binding; DNA-binding transcription factor activity
Source: RefSeq, a predicted model, not a curated record
AAAGCUGGGGCCGGGGCGAUUGUUGCCAAGCUUCUCAUCAUUUUCAUUUUCAGAGCAGGAAGUGAAGUUAGUUUAUAAUUGACCUUGUUUGUGAGUUGAUUAGAAUUAAGCCAGACUGCAAUCUCCGGAAGAUUACCUUCAAGACAAGUAUGGAGAGCAAGGAAGCUGAAGCAUUACCGUUCUUCCUUCAAAAGCUGUGGCAAAUUGUGUGCGAUUCUUCCAACGAUCAUCUCAUCUGCUGGUCUGAGGAUGGCAAAGCAUUCUUUGUGCUGGUACCUGAGCAGUUUGCUCAUACCGUGCUGCCGCAGUACUUCAAGCACAGGAACUUCUCUAGCUUUGUACGGCAGCUGAACAUGUAUGGGUUCCACAAACUCGUGGCAACGGAAAACGGCCUAACUGCUAAUGGAGAGGAGAUUGGCUUUUCGCAUCCAUCCUUCGUCCAGAACAAACCUGAACUGUUGGACCAAAUCAAACGAAAGGUGAAUGCACGCAAUGCACAAGUUGUCCAGCCAGGAGUUCAAAUGUCACGAGACGAGCUUGGCACCAUGAUGAAGUCGCUGCAUGAGCUAAAGAGCCGUCAGGAUCAGGUCGUGUCUGCGUUGUCGAGUCUAACUCGCGACAAGGACGGCCUGUGGACUGAAGUUCUCACGCUCCGUCAGCAGGUGACCAAGCAGGACGCGGUGAUCAAGAAGCUCCUCGGCUUCAUCGGCCAGUGCGUCACGCAGGGCUCCCUGCCCAUGAAGCGUCCGCACUUGGCCAUCACGCAAGUCGGCGAGCUCGACGGCUCACCCUACAAGAUGGGCAGCCUGACUACUCCGCAGGAAAUGCAGCAAUUGAUGCAGCAAGCGGACCCUCAGUUCUCCGCUGACCAGUAUGUGGGUGCCUCUUCAGUCGCCCAGCCAUCCUCGAUGACCUCUACCAGCCUUGGUGAAGACAUACUCGUCAGGCCUUCCAAUGUCGUGCUUGAGGACGACGACCAGGACGACUUGGACUUUCUGCACGCGGUUUCGGACAUCUUGCCCGGCAUUGCCUCGACAACACAAUCCAACAGUGUGCCACAGACCCACGCCGCUGUUGGCAAUCACUCCUACAGUACACUGGCCACGACAUCAUCGUCCUCCUCUGAUGUCACUUCAACAACAGACUCGGCCUUGCUGGACGCUCUAGGUAUUACUGCGCCAAAGGACCUGAACCCGAAGUGCAUUCACUCCUGUGGAGAGCAUGUAGAGAAUGUACAGUUGGGUCUUGGAGGCGUGCAGAAGUACUUGUCCGGCGCUCUUGACUCCAACACGGUGGAUCAGCUUUUCGAUCCCACUGACCUGUUAAUGGAGCAGGCUGAUUUCUCUGUCGAUCCAUUCACGGGUGUACCGGUGUCUUCUCCGCCCAACCAGGCUCACGCGAUAUCCACAGCACCAGCGGCUGCUAGCACGGUUACAACUAGUCACUCUCAGCAGACCUGAGGCAGCUACGCAUCGCCGCUUAGCCUCCCAUCACCUGCCGGCCGCCGUGGGCAUUUGGACUGGCGUUGCCGCUCGCCGCGCAACACGUGUGCGAAAUUACAGACGCGUUGCUUCCGGGUGAAGCGAUCCUCCCUUGACAACAAACUAGCGUUGUUACACUUUGCUGUUGGCAUAGCGCCCAUCUUGUUUACUGCCUUUGCUCUGUCAGGCUUGUGUAGCACCUUGGGCUAGUGCAUGGCUACCCUUUUAGCGAUAUUACACAACGUAUUCCCCUGAACGAGUGCUCUGAUAGGAUCACAGCAUCAGCUGCCGUUGUUCUCCUUCGCUGUGCAACGAGGUGUGGUGCGCAUGGAGAGCGCGCGUGAAAUUCCCUUAGCUUGACCGGUCGUCCCGUCAACCGUCCGUUUGUCAUUGAAUAUGUCCGUCUAGCCUAGCACGUGGGUCUGCCAUUGACCCAGACUUGUCUCUGAAUCUGCUUGCAUGCUGAUUCCUGUCUGUUGAUUAGUACUGUUCAGCUUCGUCAACCAAUUGAGAGCAUGACACUAUACCGAAGCGCAUAUCACCAUAGCAUCAUUGUCUGAUAUCAUUUCGUUUUUGACAAUGUCCUCGUUCAGCAAUGUUUCCGUUUGUCAUUCUCCCGUGCAGUGCCGUUCCUGGCGCUCGGUAUUCUGCUGACACUUACUACUAACAGCCCUCCUCCAGUGUGAGGUGCCCUGCGCCCCGUGUGAUAGCUCCACGCCGCGCGGCUUACGUUCUUACACUUUUUGAUCAUGAUAGCAUGUUUUCGUAACCCAGCGCGGUCUUUGAUCAUGAUAGCAUGUUUUCGUAACCCAGCGCGGUCAGUUUAUGGUUUGUAUCUCAUCCCUGCGCCCGUAUAACAGUCCGGUGCAACUGUAUCUGACAAUUUAUUUUUGCAAGCCAGUGCUGUGUGUGUGUGUGUGUGUGUGUGUGUGUGUGUGUGUGUGUGUUUUGCUUUCUUCGGUUUUUUUUCUCCCCGUUGAUUUGGAUGAUGUCAUGUUACAUGACUGUGAUGACUCGCUAGCGUUGUCACUUCUUUUUUGUUUUGCCACUUACACUGCAAGUCAUUGGUUCAUCCCUAGCUGUAUUCUGCAAGUCUCCUCUUGUUGUUGCAACAUGAUAACUGUUGCGUUGCGUGGUAGUCACAUUGAAAUACUCA